Messenger RNA from Gambusia affinis (western mosquitofish), 2497 nucleotides. It is a transcript of the gene kifc1, whose product is annotated as kinesin family member C1. Gene Ontology annotation, molecular function: microtubule motor activity; microtubule binding; ATP binding. Lineage: Eukaryota; Metazoa; Chordata; Actinopteri; Cyprinodontiformes; Poeciliidae. Gene Ontology annotation, biological process: microtubule-based movement. The record is from RefSeq and is a predicted model, not a curated record.
CGGCAGAGAAUCCGAAGCGUUCGCCAAAACAGUUGCAUUUCAAAUUCAAACGGACGGAAACAUCGGAUCUAAAGGGACACUGGGUGAAGAUACAGAUUUGUUUUCAGCUGACUAUGUCCCGACUGCCAGUCAUGUCAUCGAAGAGAGUUCUUGCCAGCAGCAGCUCUGAGAACUCCCUGGACAUGGCUCCUCUGCAGAAGAGAAUGCGUAAGGACCAGGAGCCCCGCAAACCUCAGGCAGCUGCAACCAUCAUAGGAGACAAGCGACCCGCUGCUGCAGCCAGAGCACCGCCCUAUAGACCAGUUAGAGGUGCAGGAGCUGCCACUGUGGCUGCUGGCCCUUCCAGAGUAAACAACCUGCAGGAGCAAAACCUGCCACCAUGGGACCUGAAGGGUAAAGUCAAUGACAUGGAGGGUAAAAUCCGCAACUACCAGACCAAGUACAGGUCUGUAAACGAGGAGAACGAGGCGCUGAAGGACUCCGUGGCUCAAGGCCAAACCAAAGUGUCCGAGCUGGAGCAAGAAGUCAAAGGACAGAAGAGGAAAAUCAGUGAGUAUGAGGCGGAGCUGCAGAUGUUGUCUGGAGUUCAGAAUCAGCUUGGAAGCGUCCUCCAGAAGGAGCUGUCCAAUUUAGAGCAGAAAUAUAAGGUCAUGGAGCUGCAGACUCUGAAGAUGAAGCUGUCUGUGCAGGAAUCAACGAUGACUCGACUGCAGGCCACCCUGAGAGACAGAGAAGAAGAAGUCGGCUCCCUGAAGGAAACGGUGGCGGAGCAGAGAGACGAGCUUCACGCCGGGGAGAUGGAGCGCCGGCGGCUCCACAACACCAUCCAGGAGCUGAAGGGAAACAUCAGGGUGUUUUGUAGAGUUCGUCCACUAGAAGAUGGAGGCCUGAGUAAACACAUCCAGCUGGCAGCCAGCGACAACAAGUCCAUCAUGCUGGCCAAAACUGAGGAGGUGGGAAUAUUACUAUUUAAACUGAGUCUGGCGAUGAAGAAUUAUCACUUUAGUUUCGAGGGUGUUCUCCGGCCUCAUGGGAAGGUUUUGUUUUCAGAUCUUUGAUGAGAUCUCCUGCUGGUGCAGUCGGCUCUGGAUUGUGACAACGUGCCUGCUGCUUUGCCUCUGCACUGUCAGACAGGAAGUGGGAAAACCUACACCAUGGAGGGAGAAGUGGACGACAGGAGGAUCGUCAUUCCCAGAGCCGUGCAGCAGAUCUUCAGAGCCGGAGACAAGCUGAGCUCUCAAGGCUGGGAGUUCAUCUUCACUGCGAGUUUUGUUGAAAUCUACAACGAGACCCUGCGGGACCUGCUGUACACCGGCAAGGCCAGCAAGAGGCCCGAACACGAGAUCCGAAAGACGGCCAGCAACGACGUGACCGUCACCAACCUGACCUACCAGAAGGUCCACAGCGAGGAUCAGGUUCUUGGUUUGAUCGCUUUGGCCAAAGAGAACCGCUCCACGGCCCAGACGGCCCAGAACGAUCGCUCCUCCCGCUCACACUCGGUGUUCCAGCUGCAGAUUGAGGGAGUGAACGCUGGCAGGGACAUGAAGUGCAAGUCCACUCUUUGUCUGGUGGACCUGGCCGGCAGCGAGCGAAUGGUGAAGAGUCAGUCUCAGGGAGAGCGCUUCAAGGAGAUGACGUCCAUCAACAGCUCCCUGUCCAACCUGGGCAUCGUCAUCACUUCUCUGGCCAACAAGGAGAGCCACAUCCCAUACAGGAACUCCAAGCUGACCUACCUGCUGCAGAACUGCCUGGGAGGAAACAGCAAAACGUUGAUGUUCGUGAACAUUUCUCCAGAGUCGGACAGCUUUGGAGAAACACUCAACUCUCUGAGGUUUGCCAGCAAGGUGAACGAUUGCGUCAUCGGCACAGCGAGUUCCAACAAGAAGUAGAUCCAAGUUUUUACAUAAACAUGUGUUUGGUUUUUUUUCUACUUUAUUACUAUAAUCAGUUGUUUAUAAUCAGAUGUUUGUACUCGAUUUCUCUCUCAUAAGAAAUGAAAGCUUUGGUAAAUUCUCAGGGCCUCUUGGUAAUCACUAACAGAUUUUUAAAUGUUUUUCUCUCACCACUCUGUAAAUUGAGCCAUGUGUACAUAUUUGUUUGUCUGUUUUUAACCUCUCAGACAUUAAAUAUCCAUCACUGGUGUUUUUAGGAAAAAGGUUCAUUUUAUUUAGUAAUUUCUGAUCUUUUUUAAAAAAGUAUGAAUAAAUGAAGAACAACUGCAAAUCAAUGUAUUGAUGUUGUCUUUAUUCUUAUAAUUCAAUUUCUAUAACUAAUAGUGUUUGGUUCAACCUGCAGCAGUGAUAGAUAUUUAAUACUAAACUAGAUUUAACUGUUAUACUGUUUUAGGCUUUUACUAUUAUUUUAUGUUUAUUUUCCAUUUACAAUAUGUUUAAUUGUUGUUAUAAGCACAUUUAUUUAGUUUGUUUUUUUUGUCUCAAAUUCUCUGAGUCUUACAUGCAUCCAAAAAUCAGAACAUAUUAAAAAUAUUCCACUUUGA